Molecule: messenger RNA, 2582 nt
Organism: Paramacrobiotus metropolitanus
Lineage: Eukaryota; Metazoa; Tardigrada; Eutardigrada; Parachela; Macrobiotidae
Exons: 2
Coding region: 135-2180 (681 amino acids)
Source: RefSeq, a predicted model, not a curated record
UCUAUUUAACCGAUUCAUCGUUUUAUUGUACAUGUAUUAGUCAUAUUAGCCUACGAAGUUAAAAAGUAGCUGCAGUCUUUUACAUUCCAAAUAAUUUUGUACGCUUAUUGUUUUAAUUAAUUUUGCUGUCCAAAAUGCUUGUGCAUAACCAAGCUAAAGUAACUAUACGCGCCGCAUGCGUUACUAUAUUUAUGAUGGUGUUUAGUGUUCAUUUCCCGAGCGCGGCAACAGAAACACCUGAUUUGCUGGUACCGACAUUUAGCAUCCCCUCAAACGGAUAUCACAUCCAGGCGUUUAAGCCAUCCAAUGCAUCCGUCACUAAUGGCUUGUACUACGUCCCAACGGGAAUGCUUCUUCCCAACUCCACAGAGGUCGUAUUCAACAACCAUACCGGUACCGUUCGACUGGCGGUAGAGAUACAACUGUGGGACGCAAGCUACACACAGCACAUCCGGAAUCAUGUCUCUCAGAGGCCGGUUUACGCAGAACAUCUCACACUUCCAGUCCCCUUCAAAUGGAUGCAUGUCAAGUACACAACGGAACACGCCUUAUGGAAGCACAUUCGCAGUCCAUGGCUACCCAUUGCCCAUCUUCCGCAAACGGUUUCACUGAAAAUUCCUUGCCAAACAGCGGGCCAAUGUCAGCGUAUGAAAGAAAUUGUAGAUGCAAACUUUGCAACCGAUUGGCAGCUGAUGUUUGCCUAUAAAACACCGGAGCCAAAAAAGGUCAUAGUAACAGUGGAAAAGCGGCAUCUGUUGGAAUCGGCGAUUUUUACGGCCAUCAGCGAACAAUUCGGAGCGAACCAGUAUGUCUUCGUGCAAGAGGAGGAUUUUUUCACUGUGGUGCGAGAAACGGUGAUUAAUAGUUUAGAUAGCGUUCUGGAUGCCGACGAGUUUCUGGAUGACGAACAGCUGCAUGGUUCUAUUAAGAAACUAGUGCGGAAAUUUUACCACAACGUUACCAGUUCGGUUGACUUUACGGAGGAGAUGUGGAGCGCCACGUACUGGCGUAACACCGACCAGAGGCCGGAUCGGAGAGCUCGACAUUUAUUGGGAAAUGCGGUCUCCAGUGAAACAGCCGAUUUGGGCCUUAUCAGCUCCCAGUUAACAGCGACUAUCGAAGAUGCUGGUGUACCGUGGAAUGGGGAAUAUGCCACUUUAACGUCAAUGAAAAUGUAUUGCCUAAAUAUGGACAAACUACAAAACACCGAGUUUGUGGUAUUCGGAGAUAUCUACGUGCUAACCAGUAAAACCGCCGCUGACUACAGCAUCUCUUUGGUACGGCCCAAAAUUUCCGAUAUCGAUUACCCGGAAGACGGCCAUUUUGGAAGCAUUAGUGACAACUACCAAGAAAAGAUUAAUAAUUUGAGUACCGAAAUUCAGAUCAUCCAGCAACGGCUUUCGGUUUUCGAGAGCAGGAGUUUUGCAUUCCCGAUAAAUGGGACAGACAACACAGCGGAACCGGGACUCGGUGAUAAUAUUACACUUAUUAUUGAGAAUGUGUCCAACCGCUUAUAUGCUCUGGAACAUCUAGUAAACCAGACACUGGAUAUAUGCCAAAGCGCUUACAAAGCUGUUGUGCAGAAUCUAACUGAGCAAAGAGAAAACAUUAUUUUAUUCUCGGAGUCUGCAGCACAACUUGACCAGCGGCUCGAAGCGUUAGAAAAAUCAGCGAAUUCUUCAAAUAAUAUUGGCGUAGUACUGAACGAUUGUAAUACAUCCACUGCCACGGAGAACCGUACUUCGGGACUGCUUCCGGUGGGCUCUGUUAUCGCUUAUACGGGAAACGAUACGGUACCAGCGUGUUGGUUGGAGUGCACCGGCGAUCUUUUCGACCCUGAACUGUACCCCGUAUUAGCCGGUGUUCUCGGUGAGGCAAAUACGCCAAAUCUCGGUGGGCAGUUCUUAAUAGGUGCGAACGAGCGUUAUCCGCUGGCCAGCGAAGGCGGCGAAGAAAUGCACCGACUGACGGUGAACGAAAUGCCAACCCAUUCCCAUAAAAUGACGGAUAGUCCUGUUGGUAGGCAGAUUGCUAUAAAUAAGAGGUUACGAAUUAAAACCACAACGACCAAUGCUGAAUUUCUUGAUGCAGCGUAUCCUACAGGAUUGGCCGGGAAGAAUGCUGCUCACAAUAAUAUGCCGCCAUAUCGAGCAGUAAAGUUUUUGAUUCGAGCGUGCUGACAACAAGCAAAACUGAGCGUUUUGAACAAUUCUUGGAAAGUAAUCAAUUUUGCAAUAAACAGCUGGGUGAUGCAAAUUUGUUCUGGCGUUAGGGUGAAAGUAAUGUUGUCUCAUCGGUUUACCAUAUCAUAUCUGUCCGCUCUGAAGAGUCUGUUCUGACCUCCUGACGUUGACAUUAGCUCAUCGUGACCGUAGAUUUACCGCAAACUGAUCCGGCGUUUUGCAGUCUGGUAUAGUUUUCGUUCUUUCGUCCUUCACGUGUGGGACGUGCUAAACAUAUAUUUAACUCAUCCUUUGAUCCCGUGUUUUCUCGGUUUUGGUAACUGGAAGCAUAACAGUGUUCUUAAAACUGCUUCUUUUUUCAACCUGUACAAUUAAAAACUCUUUCGAAGCACUGAACAA